GGAAAUACCAGUGGCCACAGCAGGGGCAGGCUGAGACCAGAUGGGCCAGAAGAUGAGCUCUGAGCCUUUGACUCGCUCUGAGGUGUUUGGACAGCUCAGGAGGGAGCUCUACGGAGAGGAGCAGUCCGCUCGUACCAAUACACACAUAUUCAUCGUCCUGGGAGCCUCUGGGGAUCUCGCUAAAAAGAAGAUCUAUCCAACUCUAUGGUGGUUAUUUCGAGAUGGCCUGCUCCCAGAUGACACCUACUUUGUGGGUUUUGCCCGCUCCAAGCUGACUAUGGAAGACAUCAAGACAGCAUGUCUGCCUCAUAUGAAGGUCACUGAUGAAGAGACUGAUUCUCUCUCAGCCUUCUUCAGUAAGAACUCCUACCUGAGCGGCUUGUACGACGAUGACAGCUCGUUCGCUCAACUCAACACUCAUCUGUCGGCUCUGCCUGGGGGAGCUGACGCCAAUAGACUCUUCUACCUGGCACUGCCACCCACCGUCUACCACCAUGUCAGCGCAAAUAUCAGAGCCCACUGCAUGAGCCGCAAAGGGUGGUGCAGGAUUAUUGUUGAGAAGCCCUUCGGCCGAGACCUCCAGAGCUCACAGGAGCUGUCAGUCCACCUGUCCUCCCUGUUCUCAGAGGACCAGAUCUACCGCAUAGACCACUACCUGGGCAAAGAGAUGGUCCAGAACCUCAUGGUGCUCAGGUUUGGAAAUCAAAUCUUUGGACCCAUCUGGAACAGGAACAGUGUGGCCUGUGUGGUCCUCACCUUCAAGGAGCCUUUUGGCACUCAGGGCCGCGGAGGAUACUUUGAUAACUUUGGUAUCAUUCGAGACGUCAUGCAGAACCAUCUCCUCCAGAUGCUGUGUUUAGUUGCAAUGGAGAAACCUGCUUCCACCAGCCCAGAUGACGUGAGGGAUGAGAAGGUGAAGGUGUUGAAGUGUAUAGCCCCAGUUGCUCGGUCAGAUGUGGUGCUUGGCCAGUAUGUGGGGGACCCUGAGGGUGAGGGCGACUCCAAGCUGGGUUACAUUGACGACCCCACUGUACCAAAGGGCUCCUGCACUCCAACAUUUGCCACUGUGGUGCUUUACGUCCAGAAUGAAAGAUGGGAUGGCGUUCCUUUCAUUCUCCGUUGCGGUAAAGCUCUGAAUGAGAAGAAGGCAGAGGUGCGUCUGCAGUUCACUGACGUGCCAGGAGAUAUCUUUGAGGGACGCUGUCAGAGGAACGAGCUGGUGGUGCGGGUGCAGCCAGACGAAGCCAUUUACCUGAAGAUAAUGACUAAGAGGCCCGGGGUUUAUUUCAGCCCAGAGGAGACUGAGCUGGACCUCACCUACAGGAGCAGAUACAAGAACGUGAAGCUCCCAGAUGCGUACGAGAGGCUGAUACUGGAUGUGUUCUGUGGAAAUCAGAUGCAUUUUGUCCGAAGUGAUGAGUUGCGGGAGGCCUGGAAGAUCUUCACCCCCCUCCUGCACCAAAUAGAGGAAGAGAAGAAACACCCCAUCCCUUACACACAUGGAAGUCGCGGUCCAAACGAGGCAGAUGAACUCAUGAAAAGGGUGGGAUUUCGCUAUGAGGGAACAUACAAGUGGGUGCAGCCCCACACAACGUGAUGCCUUCUGUCUCACGCAUGCACACUCAUUCAUGAGCACACACACCACUGUUGGCAAGUUUACAAACAAUAAAGUUUACUAAAAUCUG
Plectropomus leopardus (leopard coralgrouper) is the source of this 1685-nucleotide messenger RNA. Its product is annotated as glucose-6-phosphate 1-dehydrogenase-like. Gene Ontology annotation, biological process: pentose-phosphate shunt, oxidative branch; glucose metabolic process. Gene Ontology annotation, molecular function: NADP binding; glucose-6-phosphate dehydrogenase activity. The record is from RefSeq and is a predicted model, not a curated record. Gene Ontology annotation, cellular component: cytosol. NCBI's taxonomy places the organism in Eukaryota, Metazoa, Chordata, Actinopteri, Perciformes, Serranidae.